Messenger RNA from Salvia hispanica, 5648 nucleotides. Its product is annotated as eukaryotic translation initiation factor 4G-like. NCBI's taxonomy places the organism in Eukaryota, Viridiplantae, Streptophyta, Magnoliopsida, Lamiales, Lamiaceae. Gene Ontology annotation, cellular component: eukaryotic translation initiation factor 4F complex. The record is from RefSeq and is a predicted model, not a curated record. Gene Ontology annotation, molecular function: mRNA binding; protein binding; translation initiation factor activity.
UAGCAUUUUCCUUUUAUUUUUUUCUUCAUCUCUUUCUCUUCAUCUCUUUCUUCUUCUCCAUACCCUUUCCAUUUUCCCCAACGGUUCACCCAGGGGCAUGGUUCCCGCCAUUCCUCUCUCCCACUAGAAACCCUAAUUUCUCUCUCACACGCUACAGGCUGAUCCUCGUAGGGUGUUAAAUUCGCCUGAAUUUCGGGAAAAGCGGUUCUUUUUUUGCCAUAAAAGAUUAGGAUUUAUGUCCCAUAAUCAAUCAAGGGCUGAGAGGAGCGAUUCCACGCAGUACAGGAAAACCGGCCGAUCCGGUAGCUCCAAUCAGCAGCGUCAGUUCCACGGCGGCGCCUCCAAUAAGGGCGGUGGCGGCGCCCCUUCAAAUCCUGCCGGCCGCGGUUACAAUAAGAAGUAUAACAACAAUGCCCAAGGUGGUCCGAGGGUAAGAAGUCCGAAUGUGGGUUCAGAUUCUGCUGGACAUGCUUUCCAUAAUGGUCCUCAAGAACAGCAGCCAACUCAUGUUAGCGGCACACCUACCAAUGUCAAUCUGACAGAUGCUCCUGCCCAAAAGACCACACAAACUGUUCCUAGAUCUCCGUCUUCUGAUGUUUCAAAUGAAGCUCCAACAUCUAAUGUUUCUGCUGCUAAUUCUGAGUCUGAGUUACCUAAAACACCUACUAAAGGAGAUGCAACAGGGCCACUUGGCCUGCAGUUCGGCUCCAUAAGUCCUGGUUGUAUGCAGGUACCUGCUAGAACAAGCUCUGCGCCACCAAAUUUGGAUGAGCAGAAAAAGGACCAGGCUCGCCAAAACUUAUUAAGGGCUGGUGGUCCUGUGCCGAUUCCCUUGCCCAAGCAACCAGCUGUAAAGAAGGAUGCAGGUGUUCCAAACCAAACAAACGCUCGCGAAGCUCACCCACUUUCCAGAUCUAAGAGGGACACUCAGGUAUCUGUUGCACCACCUGUAACUCAAAUCCAGAAGCCAGCUAUACAUGCUAUGCCUGGUAUGCCCAUGCAAAUGCCAUUUCACCAGCCACAGGUUUCUGUUCCAUUUGGUGGUCCCAAUCCUCAAAUUCAGUCUCAAGCCAUGCCAGGGGCAUUGCCUCUGUCAAUGCAGAUGGCCCUACCUAUGGGGAAUCCUCAAAUGCAGCAGUCAAUGUUUAUUUCAAGUCUUCAGCCACAUCCGAUGCAGUCUCAAGGAAUGAUGCAAGGACAGAACUUUAACUUUCCACCACCGAUGACUCAUCAACUACCUCCUCAGUUGGGUAACAUGGGAAUCAAUAUGGCCCCACAGUUUUCUCAGCAGCAGGCUGGAAAAUACGGCGGUUCUCGGAAAACUGUGAAGAUUACACAUCCAGAUACUCAUGAAGAGUUGAGACUGGAGGGUUCGCCUGCUCCUAAAUCACAUCCUGUUAUGCCACCUCAUUCACAGCCCCUCCCACCAUUUCCUCAAAAUCACCCGAUGAAUUUCUAUUCUAAUUCUUAUAACACAAACCCUGUCUAUUUUCCUGCUGCUAGCUCCGUUCCAUUGAGCAGCAUUCCACCCACUUCUCAACCACCAAGGUCUUACAAUCAGGUGACAAUUAAGCCACCUGUUGGCAUUCAUGGGGAGAAAGAGCCAUUACCAGGUACAAGUUCAGUUACUGUGAGAAAGGCAGAGCUAGAACCAUUAACUUUAUCUGGAGAGGAUUGUGCUCGUGCACAAAAGGAAGUUGAAUCAUCAUCUCGGAUUUCUACACCACAUUCUAAGCCUGGUUUAGGAGUGUCAUCUAUAUCUGCUGCAUCAUCAGGUUCUAUCAAUGUGGAGAGCAUUGCAUGUAACACUACGGCUCCUGCUUUUGUUACUAAGGAUGGUUCUGCAUCAAUAUUAAAAAGCACUGCUACUGAGGCAAGAAAUAAAGUAGUCGUGCCCGGUUUAGUUAAAGAUGUAUGCAGUCAACCACUCAAACCGGGCCAACAGGAUCAGGUUGGCAACCAACCACCCUCGCUCCCAAGUUCGAUUUCUCAAUCCUUGGAAGCUGAAGCAGUUAACACAAAAUCUCCAUUGCCUAGAGCCAAUUUCGCAUGCGAAACUUCCAAGGAAUCAUUAUCAACUGCUGUGGCUACAUCUGAGGUUGACUUGACAAGUGAGGACGUUGGAACUAAUAAUGUAAAUAGUAGACAAUCUGAGCCUGAGAUAACUGCAGAAAGGGAAGGACAGGCCACAUCUCAGAGUUUAAAAUUUGAUAAAGAACAUUUGGACACAUCGUUGAAGUCUCUUUCUUUAGAAUCACCGAAAAUAACUGGUGAAGUUGAGGAUAUCACUGAAACAGAAAUUACAUCCAGCACAGGGGGUCUAUUGGAAGGGACAGAGAAGCCGGAAGAGUCUUUAGGCUGUUGUACUGAUGAUGUCAACAUGGCUGAUAAUUAUGCUGCAUCUUCCCAUAAUAUAGAAGGCAGUCAAAAUGCUGAUAAUCCUGUGUCAAUGAAUGGUUUAUCUGCACAGGAUGAUAAGACUUAUAUAGCAGGCACAAAAUGUCUUGAUGAUGCAUCAAAACCCGAUAAUGAAGAUAUUGACAAUAAUAGUGACAGUUUAGUCCCAACUUCCUUGAGUAUCAGGGAUAAAGUCUUGGUAGAUGCAAGUGUGUCUAAAAGUGCUCUACCCAGAGGGAAGAAGAAAAAAAGAGAAUUGUAUAGGAAAGCAGAAGCUGCUGGUACCAGUUCUGAUCUUUAUAUGGCGUACAAGGGCCCUGAAGACAAGAAAGGUGCUGAGAUCUCCGCAGAGAGCAUUGAAGAAACUUCAAGCAAUAACAUGAAGCAGACAUCCUCUGAAAUCUCUAGAGAGAUUGACCUUCCAAGUGAGAAACCUCCUGUGACUAAAGUUGAGCCAGAUGAUUGGGAAGAUGCUGCUGAAAUUUCUUCGCACUUAGAAAGUUCAAAGAAUGGAAAUCAAGGUUCUGAUGUAGAUGAAAAUGGAUUGACAACUAAAAGAUAUUCCCGAGACUUCCUUCUUAAAUUCGCAGAUCAAUGCACUGAUCUUCCAGAAGGAUUUGAUUUUAAUUCAGACGUAGCAGAUGUAUUGAUGGUUUCCAGUGUCAAUAUGCGUGAGUCACAUCCUAGUCCUGGACGAAACAUUGACAGGGCUUCUGGAGGUUCUAGACCAGAUCGCCGUGCAAGUGGCUAUGGAGAUGAGGAUAAAUGGAACAAAUUUCCUGGCCCACUUAUGUCAGGGCGAGGAGAUAUGCGUGCAGAUACUGGAUAUGCGAAUAAUGUUGUUGGUUUUCGACCUGGCCAAGUCGGUAAUUACGGUGUUCUAAGGAAUCCACGACCUCAGACACCCAUGCAUGCAGGGGGGAUCUUGUCAGGGCCAAUGCAGUCCAUUGGUCCUCAUGGAGUAUUGCUUAGAAAUAACUCCGAAUCUGAUAGAUGGCAGCGGGGAACUGCUUUCCAGAAAGGAUUGAUGCCUCCUCCUCAGACACCCCCCCCAGUUAUGCACCGAGCUGAGAAGAAGUAUGAAGUAGGCAAGGUUACUGAUGAGGAAGAAGCGAAACAGAGACAGUUGAAGGGCAUAUUGAACAAGCUUACACCUCAAAAUUUUGAGAAACUGUUCCAGCAAGUUCAGCAAGUCAACAUCGAUAAUGUUAUUACACUUUCUGGAGUAAUCUCGCAGAUUUUUGAUAAAGCUCUGAUGGAGCCUACCUUCUGUGAGAUGUAUGCUGACUUCUGCUUUCACCUUGCUGCGGGCUUGCCUGAAUUGAGUGUGGACAAUGAAAGAAUAACUUUCAAGAGAUUACUCCUGAACAAAUGCCAGGAAGAAUUUGAGAGAGGAGAAAGAGAAGAACAAGAGGCAAAUGAAGCUGACGAAGGUGAAAGUAAACUGACAGAAGAAGAGAGAGAAGACAAGAGACUGCGUGUUAGAAGACGGAUGCUGGGUAACAUUAGACUAAUUGGAGAAUUAUACAAGAAGAAGAUGUUGACUGAAAGAAUAAUGCACGAGUGCAUUAAUAAAUUGUUGGGUCAGUACCAGAAUCCCGAUGAAGAAAACAUAGAAGCUCUGUGCAAAUUAAUGAGCACAAUUGGUGUAAUGAUAGAUCAUCCCAAAGCAAAGGACCACAUGGAUGCUUAUUUUGACAUCAUGGCACAACUAUCCAAUAAUAUGAAGCUGUCUUCCCGGGUAAGAUUCAUGCUGAGAGAUUCUAUUGAUCUCAGAAAGAAUAAGUGGCAGCAGCGGAGGAAAGUUGAAGGUCCUAAAAAGAUUGAGGAGGUACACAGAGAUGCUGCGCAAGAACGGCAUGCUCAAACUAGCAGACUUGGUCGUGUAUCCAGCAUUGGUGGCUCAAUAAGAAGGGGUCCGUCUAUGGAUUUUGCUCCUAGAACUCCUAGUAUGUUAUCUCCUCCAGGUCCACAGAUCAGCAGUUUUCGUCCUGGUGGGCCACAGCUACGUGGCCAUGGCUCUCAGGAUGCUCGGAUGGAUGAGAGACAUUCCUAUGAGAACAGAACGAUGUCUAUUCCACUGCCUCAAAGACCCCUUGGUGAUGAUUCCAUAACCCUUGGGCCACAAGGUGGUCUUGUCCGAGGAAUGGCGUUUGGUAGUCAGCCAUCUGCAUCUAGCUCUCGUUUGGCUGAGAUAUCAAGUCCUGGAGAUGCACGCAGGGUGGGCCCUGGUCUAAAUGGAUUCAGUUCUAUUCCUGAACGGGCAGCUUAUGGCCAAAGAGAGGAUCACGUUCCAAGAUAUGUGCCUGACAGGUUUGUUGCUGCAUCCAGUUAUGACCAAGAAAGGAAUGUUACACAUGGAAAUAGAAACACAGAUCGCAUUGAUAAAUCUCUGCCAGCUUCUCCCCCUGCUCGUGGUGCUCUCCCAACUAGCGCAGAAAAUAUGUGGACUGAAGAGCAGUUGCGGGAAAAAUCGGUAAAGACCAUUAAAGAAUUCUUCAGUGCAACACUUGAUGAGAAUGAAGUCGCAUCGUGGAUCAAGGAUUUGAACGCCCCAGGCUUAUAUCCCUCAAUGAUAUCUAUCUGGCUCGCUGAUUCAUUUGAGAGGAAAGACAUGGAGAGGGAGCUCCUGACAAAGCUGCUUAUUAACCUUACAAAGUCGCAAGAUGGGUUGCUAAGUGAGGCUCAACUCGUCAAAGGGUUUGAAUCUGUUCUAGCUGUCUUGGAGGAUGCUGUCAAUGAUGCCCCGAGAGCAGCUGAGUUCCUCGGUCGUUUUUUUGCUAGAGUCGUCUUAGAGAAUGUCGUUUCGCUCGCUGAAAUUGGGCAGUUGGUGUACGAAGGUGGAGAAGAGCAAGGGAGCCUUGUAGAAGCAGGGAUUGCAGCUGAUGUGGUGGGAACCAUCUUCGACACAAUCAAAUCGGAGAAAGGGGAUUCUGUGCUGAAUGAGAUUCGUUCAAGCUCGAAUCUGCAGCUACAGAAGUUCAGACCUCCAGGUUCGAACAGGUCAUGCAAGAUAGAUAAGUUCAUUUAGAAGACAACGAUGCUCACCGGAUCGGGCCUGGUAGAGAAAUUCUUGUUUUUUGUUAUGUUGUUAGGUAGUUAGUACUAGUAUUACAUUUUCAGAAAUAUAUUAUAUAUCUAUAUAUAUAAUAUAUCUGCUGGCUGCUGUAGAGGAACUGUCCCUCUCGUUUAUUUUGACAAAAUCAGGUCGUCGGUUACAGAAUUAUCAAAAAGGUUCGAUUGAGUGAGCA